Molecule: messenger RNA, 708 nt
Organism: Parastagonospora nodorum SN15
Lineage: Eukaryota; Fungi; Ascomycota; Dothideomycetes; Pleosporales; Phaeosphaeriaceae
Exons: 3
Coding region: 1-708 (235 amino acids)
Source: RefSeq, a predicted model, not a curated record
AUGGAUCUGGUCCAAUGGACAAGUAUAAGGGACAACAACGAGUUCAUAGCCAUCAUACCCGACGGCGAUCUCGUUAUCACUCUCAACAACUCGGAAGAAUGCCAACAUGCGAGUGGGGCACGAUUCCUCGUUUCUUCUCGCCAACUUCGAUCCGUAUCUUCCUACUUCGAGGACUUGUUUACACCGGAACUUAGCGCAGAAAUUUGUAUUGGUGAUGAUGGACGUUAUCAUCACAAGGUCCUGGACUUUUCGUUAGCAGCCAUGAGCCUCGUCAUGAACAUCGCGCACCUCCAGACACAUAUGGUUCCCCGGAAUGUCACGCUCGAAACGUUUAUCAGCAUCAUAACAUGCUGUAAUGAUCUCAGCGUGGACAUUGAGCUCCAGCCCUACAACAACAUUUGGGCGCCGCAGCUAAACAAGCUCGUACGUUCAUAUCAGUACGGACUGGAGGGCAUGAGAUGGUUGCUAUUUGCAUACCUGUGCGACGAUUGGUACAUGUUCAGAACCUCGGCCGUUGCCAUGAUGACCAAAUCGCCAUUGGAAAUCGACUUCCAUGGUCUUCCUUUCCUUCCGGACACGAAGGAAAAGCUCAACGAACAACGAUCCAAAGCAAUUAGAGCACUGUUGAAGGACACCCAAUGUCUGACGAAGCGGCGCCAUAUGUUUGCGAGUCUUGCAGACUGGUCUAUCUGCUUGACCCGAUCAUAG